ACUCAUACAAGUUGUGAGGUUCAUCUUACUUCCUGUUAAGCAAGCAAGGCAAACGAAAUAGACCGCCCUUUGUUGAAUGAACUAGUUUUCAAGUGCCAUGUAAGCUUCAAAGUGUGCAGACUCGGCUUUCACAAUUAUUUUAACUCCUGGGACUCAUCUCAGAACAGCUGCAUGUAGCUCGAAACAAUAUGACAAGCUUUGAAACAAUAUGUCAGCAGAAGUGCAUGACUGGACUUCAUCUUACAAAAAUUGCCACUUCAAGAACCACACAUUUACAUUGUAAGGUGACAUUCCAGUGCCUUGAAACAUCCCACAAGGUUUUCACCUCAUUCAGAGUGGGACAGAAUGGAGGAUGCUCAUGACAAAAGAAGUUCACCUGCCGCAAAUUAUGAAUAUAAAGUGGAGCAGCGUGCCGUGAAGCACAGAGAAAUCAGCCAUCGCAAUAACACAACAUCAUGUCGCAGUCCCACGAGAGAUCUGGACACGAGGUGGAUUAAAACCGAAAUGCAUCGCAAAAGACAGUUUGAGUUCUUCAAAAGAAGACCAGUGGACCAUGGCACAUACUCACUGUUAUCUGCAGUGCCAAGGCACAGAUACUCAAGGGAAACCCUGCAUGCACCAGAGCACAUGACACAAACCUUAACGCCAAUCAGACAGCCCUCGAUAACAAGACGAAAUAUAAAGCUCCAGAGAGAUGCUGUUAACUUUACAAAGCAGACAGUCUCCAUGGAUCCAGUGAAUGAUGAACAUGACCUGAAAUCAGACGAAUGGAAAGUACCAGUACUCAAAUCUGUCCGGCUUCAUGGGAAAAUUAAAAAGGAGCGAGUUCUGCUGAAAGACAUCACUCAGCUCUCAAACACCCAGAAGACAUUGCAAACAGCCAGCAUUCAGACUGAGUCUGGAUUUGUUACCGUCAAAGAAGCUGAUGUACACCAGUUGGCUGACUAUUUAGAAGAGGCCUUACAAAGAGAAGAGGCUCUUAAAAAGAAGCUCUCCAACCUCCAGAAAAGUGCCGUCGCAUUACUGCACUCUACAGAGCUCCUGUGGAAGACACGCUGUGAUGAGGACUUGCUAAAGAGUAAGAUCAAAGCCCUGGAAGCUCAGCUGCAGGUUUGCAUCAAGAAGGCUCCUCAGGAUGGAAUGAAAAAAGUGCUGCUAAAGAUUGAAAAACAGAGGGAGGAGUAUGAACAGAAGGCUCUUAAGGCUAUUCAGAGGGCAGAGAAUGAGAAGGCAGAAGCUCAGAGUAAAACGGAGUACCUUCAGGGGGCUCUGCAGACAGCGCAGGCAGAGUCUGAGCGGUGGCAGAGGCUGUGUGAGGAGCUGAAAGUGGGUUCGAGUCAGGCGAAGAAGAGGCAGGAUGAAUGCACCGAUCAGAUGUUACAGCUGCAAGGUCACUUGGAGCGUUCUGUGGAACAGGAGGAGAUGCUGAAGAAACAGAGUGAAUCUCUGCUACUGGAGAGAGCGGAGCUUCAUUCCUUCAUCUCAGAGCUGGAGGAGGAGAACCUCAACCUGAGAGAACAUCUACAGGAACUCACAGGACACAACUAUGAUCGGUGGAACAGUAUCACAGAAAUACAUGAAGAUGCUUUAGCCCCUGACCAGCUCCUGAUGACAGAUAACAGCAUAGCCAGACAACUGAGCGAGACUGAACACAGACUCAAAAUGAAAGAGAAAAAGUGCAUGGAGCUGCAGGGGGAUCUUGAGGCCCUGGAGCAAGAGUGUUACAGCUAUCAGUCCCGAAUGACCCAAUGUAGAGAAGAACUGAACAUACUGAAGGAACGCAAGAACAACAGCAGGAGUGGAUAUUGUGGGUCCUGGCUCUGUAUAGUUCUGUUUUUACUGCUUCUGAUGGUCGUGUUGGUGGCAGCCCUGUGGUUUCAUCAUCCACCUGCCAGAGAGCAGCUCCGCCAGUUUUACUCUGUCCUGGAACAGCGGAUGGAGGACUACCUCAUCCAGCAUGGAGCCUGCUUUAGGCCUGUGUGAUGAAAGCAAAACGCAAAGCCAAGAAGCUUCUAGAGAUUGUCUUUUUUUUGUUUAUAUUUAUUUUUUAUUUCACAUUUCCAAUAGAUUUUUAUACCAGAAUGUUUUUUAAAGUUAGCCACAUGUAAUGUCUGUUUUGUUUUGUUUACAGUUUUGUUUUAUGGUUCUUUGUAUAAGUAUCUAAAACAGACCAAACGGAUGUGUAAAAACUAGUGUCAAGUUAUAAAAUGAAUUUCUAGUGUUAAUACCUAAAUCUGUAUCUGAACUGUACAGUUUAUAACUGAUUAUUUGAAUUCGGUACAUUAUUGGAAAACGGUACAUUUAAAAAUCCAAACACGAUGGUAGUUCAACAGAUCAAGCCUGGAAUAAAUUGACUGUGUAACUAAGAUUUGCAAUAAGUAUUAAACAUGUAACAUUUGUA
Molecule: messenger RNA, 2401 nt
Organism: Carassius gibelio (silver crucian carp)
Lineage: Eukaryota; Metazoa; Chordata; Actinopteri; Cypriniformes; Cyprinidae
Product: TRAF3-interacting JNK-activating modulator
Exons: 15
Coding region: 346-1983 (545 amino acids)
Source: RefSeq, a predicted model, not a curated record